Messenger RNA from Hypomesus transpacificus, 5718 nucleotides. RefSeq names its product GRB10 interacting GYF protein 1b (gene gigyf1b). The record is from RefSeq and is a predicted model, not a curated record. NCBI's taxonomy places the organism in Eukaryota, Metazoa, Chordata, Actinopteri, Osmeriformes, Osmeridae. Bases 741 to 3881 code for a protein of 1046 amino acids. Gene Ontology annotation, biological process: insulin-like growth factor receptor signaling pathway. The transcript has 24 exons. Gene Ontology annotation, molecular function: protein binding.
ACAGCCAUUUUUCCUCAAACACAAACAAGACGAGCAAGCGAGCUAUAAAAAUAUUCGCAGCGAAUGUUGGUCUGUAGAAAAUACAAUUAAUCAAACGUGGUUGAUUGAAGAUCUGUACAAUACUGUUGCAAGAGAGAACUUGGAAAUACAUGGGUUGUAGAGAAAUACAUGCCUAUGUUAUACAAAAUUGAAUUGAGCUACUUUUCAAUUUAAUCAACAACAAAAAAUUGCAUCUACCGCGUAGCGAGAUUGCAACUGGCUAGCUGGCUACAUAGCUGGCUAGCUAGUGUGAUACGUCUGCAACGAAAGGUAUUUGCAAGAGAGGAAGAAGAGAUACUAUUUCAAACAACGCAGGCAGGGGACGGAUCGAGAGAAGUGGAGUUGGAAAGAAGUUAUUGUUCUCUUCCCGUGCAUCUCUCGUAGACACCUCUGCCUCACCGUCAUUAUCAUGAUUAAGUCAUCUUACUGCGAUCAUUGACAUUAUUGGUGCUAGUCUUAGUUCCCGUUUGAUUUUAAGGGAGCAUACGUCACAUUUCGCCAUUCCACCGACCACAUUCCCACUUCCCUUAUUCUGAACCUGGCAGCUAUCAGCUCUUCGUUGCUAAAUUGUGACCAGAGCCCAUCGACUCUAAACCACUGCACACAGAACAACCAAGUAGCCUUUAACCUAACAUCUUAUCAGGACCACACUGGUCCUAUCCUUUCAACUAGAAGCCUUGAGCUCCUGGGUUAAUAGGAGUAUGACUGCAGAGACUCUUAACUUCGGCCCAGAAUGGCUUCGUGCACUAUCCCGAGGGGGCCACAUGACCUCCCCCCCUACCUCUCCAGCAAUGCCAAAGUCCAAGCUGGCCGAUUACCGCUAUGGCCGCGAGGAGAUGCUAGCACUUUAUAUCAAAGAUAACAAGGUCCCAGAAGACAUGCAGGAUAAGGAGUUUGCUGCCAUCCUUCAGGAUGAGCCUGUGCAGCCGCUGGCUCUGGUCGCCCUCACAGAGGAGGAGCAGAGGAACUUCUCCAUGUCUGUGAACAGCGUAGCCGUGCUGAGGCUCAUGGGAAAAGGAGGCGGGGCCUCCCCUGUGGGCGUGGCCAGGGGCCGCGGAGGCAUUCGAGGAGGCAGAGGACGAGGAAGGGGCGAUGGUGCGUUCUACCAAAGAGGACCAGAGGAGGGGGAGGUGGGAUUUGGACGCGGCCGAGAGGUGCAUCGCAGCCAGAGUUGGGAAGACAGAGGUGAGCGGCGCUUUGAGAAGCCAAUCAGGCGUGAGGUGGUGCGCCCCGCCUUCGAGGAGGCGGGUCCGCUGGGCAGGAAGGACUUUGGGCGCGCCGACAGCGACAACUGGCGCAGCCUGAGGGAGGAGCAGCAGCUGCAGCUGCAGCAACAGCAGGAAGAGGAGGAAGAGGGGGCGGAGCCAGGGGGGAACUGGAGGAUCGCUGGGUCCAGACGUGAUGACGGAGGCCCUCGCUCGGCCGGCUGGCGGGACCACGGCGGCCGCCGGAAGUUCGAGUUUGACUUCCGUGAGGGCGAGGGGGGUGGGGGGGGGCGCAGGCGCCGGGGCAGCGAGGGGGGGGAGGACGACAGGGACGGCCUCCCUGAGUGGUGCACCGACGAGGAGGACGGAGAGAUGGGAACCUUCGACGCCUCUGGAGCCUUCAUGUGUAUUAAGAAGGGUUUGAAGGACGCCAUUCCUGAAGACCAGGAGCUGGAGUUUGGGGCUUUGGAAGAAGAGGAGGAGGAAGAGGAGGAGGAGGAAGAGGAGGGCGAGGCCUGUCAGGGAAGCAAGGACAACUUCUCAGAGAAAGAAGAGAGUAAAAACGUGUGUGAAGGAGAGGACACCCGCAGGAGCCCUCCUCCCCCCCCAGCGCUGUCAGCCCCUCCCUGCCUGGACCUUCCUCCUGGCCGAUGUGCCCCCGAGCCCGCCCUGGCGUCCAUCUCCCAGCCCCCCAAAAUCAGCCACCACGGAGGUUCAUCUCCAGGCGGUGGUGCCCAGCUGAGCCCAGAUCCCCCCACCUCCUCCGGCCUCCUGCCUCCUCCUUCCUUCGCGGCGUCUCUCCUCUCCUCCAGCGCGGGGGAGGCAGAGGAGGACGAGGGCAUGAAGCACCUGCAGCAGGAAGCUGAGAAGAUGGUCGCGUCUCUCCAGGACACCUCUCUAGAGGAAGAGUGCUUCACUCAAGGCUUGCAGGACGCCCGAAACCUCUCCUCUCACCCCCACCCCGCCGCCCACUCCCACCCCGCCUCCCACCCCCACCCCUCCGGACACACCCUCUCCGCCAGCGCCCUGCCCCUCUCCAGUGAGGCGGCCAUGAAGUGGUUCUACAAGGACCCUCAGGGAGAGAUCCAAGGGCCCUUCUCCACGGUGGAGAUGUGCGAGUGGUUCCAGGCGGGCUACUUCACCAUGACGCUGCUGGUGAAGAGGGGCUGUGACGAGGGCUUCCAGCCCCUGGGCGACGUCAUCAAGAUGUGGGGGCGUGUCCCCUUCUCCCCCGGCCCCUCCCCCCCACCCCUGCUGGUACGACAGCCCCCUCCACCCCGGGCGUCCUCUGGGAGCAUGGACCAAGAGCUGUUGAAGAAGCAGUUAGAGCAGGCAGCUACUGCAGCGUUGUACCAGCAACUCCAGAUGAGAUUCCAGCACAUGAACAGGGGUGGAGAGUCUGGCCUGAUGAACAGGUCAAUGUCAGUUCCAGAUAAUGGGCCCAUGUGGGACAUGCAUACCUCAGCCUCCCAAACAUCAGCAGGUGAGGCCAACCUCUGGGACUUAACCAUGAGUAACUCCACUCAGGGGCCGUCCCUGGAGCAGCUUCAGAAGCUCCAGGACAGGCGCGAGGCAGAACUCAGGGCCAAGAGGGAGGAGGAGGACAGGAAGAGGAGGGAGGAGAAGAGGAGGCAGCAGGAGGAGCAGAAGAGGAGGGAGGAGGAGGAGCAGCUGUAUCGUCGGAAGCAGCAGUGUCGCCAGCAGCAGGAGCUGAUCAUGAAGCUGUUGCAGCAGAGCCAGGCCCCUGGCUGUGGCCCCUCCGGGGGGGGCUGGGGCGGGGGCCCCUCAGGGCUCUCCAAGCCGGGGAAGAGCCUCAGUCUGCUGGAGCUGGAGACGGAGAGACUGCUGAAGCAGCAGAGGGCCCAGCAGCAGAGAGACAGGCACGGAGGCCUGACGAUGGGCCAGUGGGGCGAGGGCAGUGGGGGGAUGUGGUCCAGCGGGAGCAUGGAGGCCAAAGGCAGCUCUGGAGGGAUGAGCGUCUGGGAGGAAGCCCUGAAGAACCAGAACAGCCUCCGCAACAUGGGCAUGAAGAACAGCCGCAGUAGCCCCUCGCUCAGUGAGCAGUACAUGCUGCGGAGGAAGCGCACGGAGGAGGAGGACAAGCUGCUGAAGCUGCUGCAGGGCAUCAAGCAGCCUCAGGACGGCUUCACCACCUGGUGUGAGCAGAUGCUGCACGCCCUCAACACCUCCACCACCAGCUCCUCCUCCGCCCUGGACGUGGCUACCAUCGUGGCCUACCUGAAGGAGGUGGAGUCUCCCUACGAGGUUCAUGACUUCAUCCGCUCCUACCUGGGCGACACCGUCGAAGCCAAAGAGUUUGCCAAGCAGUUCCUGGAGCGCCGUGCCAAACAGAAAGCCAACCACCAGAGACAGCAGCAACAGCAGCAGCAGCAGCAGCAGCAGGUGCAGCAGCUUUCAAAAGAAGUUGCCGGCUUGUCGAUGAACAACUUUCCUCUGCAGUCCAUGUUCCAGUCUGCUCAGAUGGGGAAGGGAGGCCUGUAUGACGGCCAGGGAGGGAAGAUGAAGAAGAAAUCAAGCAUGAUGCUCCACUCUGACCCCAGCAUCCUAGGAUACUCGUUCCUGGGUGCCGGAGACAGGAUGAACCUGGGGGAGAUGGAAACCGUGGAGGAUUACUGAUCCAGCCGUAUCUACCUGAAUCCACCUGAGGCCUUACACCUGGAACACACACACACACACACGACGAAUGUGCACUGCUGAGCUCCUCUGCCCCCACGUGCCGAGAAGCAGGUGAAGCAGGUUCCCCUCCACCCUCUCACCCUCCCUGAGGGGAAGGAGGAUGGAGGAGAGAUCCUCCAGCACUUAGUUAAGCACCUUAAACAAAACUAAUGCACUUUACUAACAGGGCAUUUCAAUAUUUGAAAUGAAGUUUCGCCUGUUUAUAUAUAUUUUUUUUCUCCAUGUUAUUUUUUGUUUUGUUUUUUUGUUGUCUUUUUAGGAUGCAAAAUGUGCAUAUGUUGCAUUUAUAAUGUCUACAAAUAUGAAUCUAUACUUGAGGAUGCGCGAGCAGACAGGCCUUUAGUACGGAUCUGAAGCUGGCUCCUCCACAGUCGCAGUGAAGAUCUGGGGGGAUGCAACGGUAGUUUUUUUUAGAGAGUAUAUUCUUUUUUGAAAGAGACACUGUUGUUUUUUAAAUCGAUAUAAAAUGUAAAGCUAUAACAAAUACGAAUUUUAUUAAGAAAAGAAAAAAACUUGAAGGUUUGCACUUAGAAAAACAAAGGAGUAGUUAGUUGGGUGGUCGUCGUGGAGACGUUCGGUGACCGCCAGUGUACCUUGUGUGGCCGAUUUACAGCCUGCACAAUUUUUUAUUGCUUACAGAGAUGCAUAAAAGGCCAUGUUUUUACUUUUAUCCAUUGUUAUCUUUUUCUCAAAAAGAUUCUUUUUUUUGUUUUUGUACUUUGUGAAGAAUGUAUGCAAUUUCUGCCCAUGUCAGAGUGAAUGAUUGGUAGCCAAUCGGUGUGCGCGUGCGCGUCCUGUUCGGUUCUGCUCAUGAACGUUUUGAGGACGGAGGCCAUUUUGCUUUGUGGUUCCACCCCGUCGCCCCCGCCUGCCCCCCCCCCCCCCCCCCCCCCCCACAGGAAAUGCCCGGUCGAAGGUCUACGUUGGAAAUCCUGUUUACGCCUGAGUGUUUGCUGGCCUCCACUCGUGUCAUUGGUGCUUACUGCCUCAACGGUCCUCCCUGUGCCACGAGGCUCUGGGAGGGUGUCUGGAAGCAGGCUUAGGGAUGAAAGGUAGACCCACCCCCCCCCACCACCACCACCCCCCUCUGGUGUAUUCAGCUGCAGUUCAGGCCCUCUCCCGAAAAAAUAUUUUGCUCUCGGUAAGAGUGCCCUGUCACCUUACCUCUUUGUUCUCUUUGUUGUGGUUGCGGAGCAGAGAGAACCCUCCCCUUCCCCAAGGGCAUGUUGUUGCCUUGUACCUUCGUGUCAGUGUUUUGGUCUGUGUUACCUGUUGUCUUGCGGGCGAUUGGCCACAGCAAGCGUGUGAAUUCGGAACUCUUGAGAGUAGCUCUUUUUUUUUUUUUUACGUCUGAAUCGAAUGUUUGAAUGACUUCUAAACAAAGUGAAAAGUAUUUGGACUUGGUAUAUGGAGCACUUUUGAGGCUGCUACAUUAUUGUAUGUUGUUCAUAUUGUGUGUCUGCCUCUAUGGUAAUUGUUCUUCUUUGAACCUUUUUUUUUUUUUUUUUUUUCACAAGAAAAAGAAAGAAAAAAUGAAUGUAUUCCAAAAAUGAAAGAAAUGCAGAACAGUUCAUCGACACUUCAAACAAGUUGUUCUAAAAGGAUUUGAGGAGAUUAAGAGGGAAGAAAUAUUCCCUGAACGUGAAAUACUGUACAUGUAACAGAUCUGCAUGCCGCUGAACACACUGCCUUGUUAGAUGCCUUGGAAUCAGAAGAACAUCUCUGAGCCUACGACAUGUUGGGUUAAUCAACAGACAGACUGUUCGAGAAAUGGAAA